UAGCAGAGAAAUGGUGCUGUGUGAAACAAACCUCCCUGCCCUUUAGUUCUUGAGCAGAUGAUAGAGAGCGGCAGAAAGGAACCCCUCACGCCCCUGGCUCAGCGUGCUCAGAGCUGUGCUGAGCGCUGCACACCACUGCAGCCUGGAAGCCUGAGCAGCCUUUUUUUUUUUUUUUUUUUUAUUAUUCCCUCUAAAAAGUUUUCAGGAAGUCUGGGGGAGGGGCAAUGCCGUUUCUUUUUUUGUUAUAAUGGGCCCCUUUGUGGAGAUGGAAGAGAUCUGUGUGCCUGUGGUGCGCACGCUUCCCAGUGAUUCCCAGGGUAACUUCCCAGGGCUCCUAAAAAGCGCAGGGCCCCUGCGGUGCGGGGAGAAGGGGAGGGGGCUGCUCCAGGAUGGAGCUGAUGGUACUGCUCAAUGCUCUGGUUACUCGCUUGCUCUUUAUGUUACACUCUGUCAUCGGGGUCUGGAGAGUGACUGCAGUGAAGAAAGAACCCAAGUACUGGCUGCUGGCACUGCUCAAUCUUCUUCUGUGCCUGGAGACAGGGCUUACCCUCAAGUUUAAGCAAGGCAGAGGCUACAAAUGGUUUUCACCAGCAAUAUUUUUAUACCUGAUUUGCACAGUACCAUCACUGUGGCUACUAGAAAUUCAUCAUGGGACUCAGUACUGUGGUAAUGAGCCUGGAGCAGUUCAGGUGAAUAUCAGCAACCAAGACUUCAAUCAAUCCAGAGACAGCAGUCACGGAAGUGAGGGAACAGAUCACCACAUCAUUCAAACGGCUAAAGUCUUUGUGAAUCAGCUCUCCACAAUCUGUGAGACUGUAUGGACACUGGCCCUACACCAGACUUUUCUACUGCUGCUAGUAGUUGGGAGAUGGCUUCUCCCUAUUGGAGUUGAAAUCACCCGGGAUCAAUUGUCUCAGCUGCUUCUCAUGUUUGUGGGAACAGCAGCAGAUAUACUUGAAUUUGCUAGUGAAACUUUGGACAUCGAAGACGUUCGGAAGAAUUAUGCUCUCAUAAAUGCAAUUCUUGCUGUAUGGACGUGGAGUAUGUUACAGUUUCCACUUGAUCUUGCAGUACAGCAUAUUGGCUGCAAACCAACUACAUCUACUAGGCGGAUCCCCAGCCUGCUGCUGUGCAGGUACAGUGCAGAACUGUGGAACAUUGGGGUCAGCCUUUUCAUACAGGAUGGUCCCUUCUUCAUUGUACGUUCAAUCCUGAUGGGCCACUUCAGAAUAUUCAAUCAGAUGCUGGUGUUUUUUACAGCUAAGAAUAUCUUAGUUGUGACUCUACAAUUGUAUCGUUUGGCAGUGAUAACAUUAGACUUCCGCGCUACCAUUCUGCAGAAGAGCAGAAAAGGAGAAGUCAGCUGUUGCCCAUGCGAGCCUUAUAAAACUAGUACUCAUGCUACCACUGACCAAGAUACUGAAAUGAAAGAGUUUGUUGCUGUUCCUCCAAAAGAGGAAACCCAAGCUCCAUCAGAAGAUAAGUAGCACAGUUAUUGACUUGAAAGAGGUUGCAUUUCCCACAGCUUCUUCAGAAGGGCUUAGCCUAUUUCUGUGAACAAAUACGCCUUCAGUGCAUAAGUAAUCUCUUCCACUAAGAGAUUAAUAAUUUCUUCUAAAUUGUAGGGGAAAAUUCUGAAGCAAACUCAUAGAAAUGGGCCUUUUUUUUCCCCUUUUUUUUUAAAAUCCAUUUGCAUAGUGAGUUUUGACUAGUUCCCUAUUAUAUUAUCCAGAGGUAUUUUGUAGCCAUAGUUUGUAGUAGCAAGAAAGGUCUGGCACACUAACAAAAUCUGUUAUUUUUGGUGGCACUGUGCUAACAUAUGUACUUGCAUGUAUUUGUAUAGAGGGACAAGUCUAUCCAUUAUGGGAAGCACAGAAUCACUUAGCUCUGCUUGAAUGGUCUGGGUAUAACUAGAGUGUGAUGAACAAUAUGUUCACCGUGUAUGGGAGCAACUUCAGCAGCGACAACUGUGCAGAUAUGCAAGUGAAGGGAGAUAACAGAUUUCUACUGUUACUGUGACAUCUAAACAUUGCUCAUUCAAGAAAUUUAAGCAAAUCUUCAUCAAAUGUUACCUCAUCCUUGGCUGGAUUCAAUUAAGAACAAUGCAGCACCAUUACAGUGCAUACACAGGACUCUUAGGACUUACAUGGACUGAGUAACCCAAAACUUACAACUACAGAACACAAAAAAAAAGCAGACCUGCAGAUCAUUAGAAGACUACAGCAUUUGUCUCAGGCAUUUUCUAAAGAGGUACUUGCUUUCUGUUCCCACCAGUUAGAACAACCACCCCCCCAAAAAAAAAAAAAUAAAAAACCACCCAAAAUAUUUGUCAAGACUUCCUCCCCAGUUCACUGUGCCUGCAGUUGAAACAAGUUUUUAAAAUGUCUCAAUUUCACAUGAUUUUUAAACGUGCCUGACUCGAGCAUGCAAUUUAACUAGAAAGAAAAUGGCAGUGCUUAAGUUUGAAAAGACAAGCUAGACAAAAGGAUUCAGGCUUGUGCUUCACAUUCCUUGAAGCACCACAAGGUCCCAUGAUAAAACUUGAGAAACUGUCUGGUCUGUUGAAUGUCAAGAUCCAUUUUUAAGAAAUGGCUGAUAAUCACUGAUUUACUACUUUCACAUCUGCAGUGAACAACAUAGGGACAAAUUGAUUUCUCCCAAGAACACACUUUAGAGCAGUGUAAGACCAUUAACUUUGUUGAGCUUAUCUUAUAGAAGCUAAAAGAUAAGUGAUUUUUGAAAGUUAGCCUAAAAAUACAGAUUUCUGCAUCCAUUCUAAGAGCCAUAAAAAUAUGACAAACAUGAAGUGACCUAAUUGAGAUAACUUCCCUUAUUAAAAAAAUCACAAUUAAACCUUAGUUUCUAAAGCCUUGGCUAUCUCAAAAGAGAAUCUACUUUCAGGAAUUACUAAAAGUGUUUCUGCCACCACUGCAGGAGUCAUAUGCUUAUUUAUCCAUAGCCUGAUAAGCAAUCAUCUGUUUAUGCUUUAAAAGAUUAACAUAUUUAAAAAUUCUAUCCCCCAAACACAUGAACUGUGUUCAUACUUGUGAGCUGUUACUGUUCUAUGCAGGAUCUGGCACUUCCAUUACAGAAGAAAAUGCACAGACUAAACGAAGGAAGUCUUAUAUACAUCAUAGCCCAUUUAUAAUUUAGUUAUAAUGUGCAACACCUCCUGCUUUCCUUAUUUUGGGCCUUUUUCCAGUAGAAAUUUACUAGAUGGAUUUAAGGUCCUUUCCAACCUUCACCAUUCUAUGAUUCUGUGAUCAUUUGCCAUGGCAUUGUGAGGUAAACAUACGGAGAGUUGAAUGCGACUAUAUUUGGGAUUUUAAUUGAAGUAUCGAGGUAAAAAAGCUACAGUGUUGCUGCUGCUGACCUGUGCUGUCUAAAACCUUUCACACUAGGGUGAAUUUAGAGUCACUUGAUAGAACUGCAACACAUUUUUUCCUUGUUCAUGCAAGGCAGAACUACUCGCAUUCGUUUUGAGUUUACCACUUGCUGAUAUAGUAAUUAUCCUGUUUAAAGGAUCCUUUCUAAUUAAUUUGGAGUGUACUGAGCUUGCUAGAACAUCAUUUUAAAUUCAUCAGCACAAAAAUUGCAGGAUGUACUUCUUUAAACAACUGCCAACCAGGUUCAGCCUGCAGCAAAUGCAGGAUCCCCUGGGGUCAGCAAUACAGACGCUACAGCAGGAAUAUUUUACAGAGAACUAUAUUUCCUGGUCUUCAGGCUGUUCCGUUUUAAACAGCAGUAAAGCUUCUAAUCAGAUUUAGUGUGAGAAGAAAGUUCAGUGCUAGGUUGUUACUGCUAGAUCCCAUUCCUAUUCGCUCACAGACAAAAUAAGCAGUGAUUUGUAUUUGGACUAGAUUUGGACUUUCCUUUUCCUCCCCACUAUCAGGGGUGAUAAACAGAUCGUUUAAAAAC
Pezoporus flaviventris is the source of this 3918-nucleotide messenger RNA. It is a transcript of the gene TMEM26, whose product is annotated as transmembrane protein 26. The transcript is spliced from 6 exons. Lineage: Eukaryota; Metazoa; Chordata; Aves; Psittaciformes; Psittacidae. The coding region runs from base 390 to 1487 and encodes 365 amino acids. The record is from RefSeq and is a predicted model, not a curated record.